AUGCAACCCAAAAGCACCCUCUUCGGCGUCGCUCGACGCAUCCCGACACCCGUAGCGAUCAUCAUCGGCGUCUGCAUCGGUGCGCUCCUCGCGCGCACCUUCUCCUCCUCGUCCACGUCCUCGUCCACUUCCUGGCGAGGCAGCCACGCACCAUCCUACAAGUCCUCCUCCACCUCGCGCCCCUCCGUAUCGCUUCCGACGAUCGAGCAGCGUUAUCGCGUGCUCGAGCUUCUCACCUCCCUGUCUCCGCACUACACGCGCGAGUGCACCCGCAACGCAAACCCGCUCUAUGCUCAGCAGGCGCGUGAGCGCUACGCCCCCCUUAUCGGGCACAACCCCUCCCCGUCCUCCAACUGGCUCAUGGACCUCGGGCUCGGCGGGCUCGACCCCAUCCCGCACCCGAGCCAGGAAGAGGCGACGUACUACAAGCACCGGCGGGACCUCGCCGGCGGCGAGCACAAGUACUUCUUCGCCAUCAACCUGUACAACUCGUUCGACGUCAUCCCGGACCUCUUCGCGACGCUCUUCCGCGUCGCGUCGGUGCUCGGCUACCACAACGUGUUCGUGUCCAUCUACGAGAACGGCUCGACCGACCAGACCAAGGCGCUGCUCCGCAUCUUCGAUGCGCUCACGCGCAGCGUCGGCAUGCGCGUCACUAUCCGCACCUCGCAGCGCACGCGCGGCGCGUUCAACCACCGCAUCGAGUACCUCGCCGAGGUGCGCAACGCCGCGUUCGUGCCGCUGCACGAGCUGCGCGACACCGAGGGCGAGUACUUCGACACGAUCAUCUUCAUGAACGACAUCCUGCCCUGCAUCGACGACCUCCUCGAGCUCAUCUGGCAGAGCCGCCGGAACAACGCGGGCAUCACCUGCGCGGCGGACUACAUGUACCACGACGAGAUCGGCGCGCCCGUCUUCUACGAUAACUGGGUCGCGCGCGACAUCAACGGCACCGCGCUCGAGAACGCGCCGUUCGAGAGCAUCUUCCACCACGCGCCCUCCGCGGAGCGCUUCCAGCGACACCUCCCGAUCCAGGUACAGUCCUGCUGGAACGGCAUCGCCGUCCUCGACCCCGCGCCGUUCUACAGUCCGCCGCACGUCCGCUUCCGCAUGGCGCGCAUCGUCGACGGCGAGUGCUCCGCGUCCGAGUGCUCCCUCAUCUGCAACGACUACUGGGAGGCCGGCUACGGCCGCAUCCUCAUGGUCCCGCGCGUCAAGCUCGCCUACGACCGGAAAGUGUUCGAUAUCAUCCACCCCGCGCGCCGCAACCUGACCUCCAUCCGCGGGUACGUGCGCCUCGGCGGCUUGCCGGAUAACCCGCGCACGGACCCGCAGGACAGGUCGUGGUUCGGCCCCCACGAUCGGCUGUUCACCGAAGAGGAGGGCGACGCGGUGGACUUUGUCCCCGGACCCGAGCACGUGUGGUGCUGGGGCUGGGACGGCGCGGGCGACCUCGACGGGCCGGACGUGGACCCCAUCUGGGAGCGCAUGCCGAAAAAGUCGACGAACCCAAAGGCGGUCGAGGUCGUGCACGACCGGAGCUUCAAGGUGUCGCCGUGA
Heterobasidion irregulare TC 32-1 is the source of this 1560-nucleotide messenger RNA. Its product is annotated as glycosyltransferase family 69 protein. The transcript is spliced from 3 exons. Lineage: Eukaryota; Fungi; Basidiomycota; Agaricomycetes; Russulales; Bondarzewiaceae. The coding region runs from base 1 to 1560 and encodes 519 amino acids. The record is from RefSeq and is a predicted model, not a curated record.